GUGGCUCAGUGGUUCAGUUUCACUUCCGCCUUUAAGAUUGAUAAACUGGAUCAUGAGACUUUUCUUCCGUUACCAGGUUUAAACCGAUGUGUAACAGCGACCGUCCUGGACAUAAAAUUAUAUCCGUUUUCUACUGCUUUCACGCUCACUCAUGGAUAUAUGUGCACCUGUGUCGGUGCUUUAAGAUCUACAUUAUCUGUAACUAGCUUGCUAAUCAGGAAACAGGAACUUGCUAGCUCACCUGGCCAUCUUUAGCUAGCUUACUUUCAUAUUGCUCUAUCGUGUCUCAUACAUCAGCUUGGAGAACUGUCAAGGUUUUCAGUCAUGAACAAGCCUCUGUGUUGGAGAUUGCUCGCUUUUCUUGUACUCAUGGCCACUGGAGCUCAAGCAAGUGACAACACGAAGAAGUGCAAGUUGGUCCAUGAGAGCAUCUCUGAGAGAAACGUGCUCAGUUUCCUGGAGCCACUUGCCAAUCAGAGUUUUACUGCUGAAACCAAAACGGGGAAGGAGAACUACACGUACGUGUUCCAAGUCUGUGGUGAUGCAGAUGGGCUGAAAAAUGCAGGGUUGGUGCAAAGGGACAUGAAAGGCAACCAAGUGCGCAUUGGGAAUUACAAUUCAACACAGGCUGUUAAAGGGAGUGACUGGGUGAUGCUGAUCUACCUGGGUGGGGAUAGAUAUCGUGAACAUUGCUCCAAAGAGCCGAGGAGAGCCAUCAUCAUGAUUUCCUGUGACAGAACUAAGGCUGCGGGACAGCUGACAGUGGUUCAGGAGGACAGAGAGAGGGAUACUGACUGUUUUUACUUGUUCGAGUUGGACUCCAGUGCUGUGUGUCCUGUGAUUGAAUCCAAACUCAGCACUGGAUCCAUACUUCUCAUUAUUUGCAUCUCCUGCUUGUCUGUCUACCUCAUUAGUGGAUUUCUCUACCAGCGAUUGAUCGUUGGAGCAAAAGGAGUUGAACAGUUUCCAAACUAUGGCUUUUGGACAGAAAUAGGCAACUUGUCCGCUGAUGGAUGUGACUUAGUGUGUCGCUCCCGUGGCAGCAGAGAGGAACCUCCCACUUAUAGGGGCGUGUCUACUGAGCCAUCAGAAGAGCCAGAGGAAAGGGAUGACCAUUUGCUUCCAAUGUGAUCAUGGCGUGUGAUUGAGUGAGCUGAGCAUUGGGUUGUCUAGGUGUAGGCCAGGAAGGCUUCUCCAUGUGUCGGUUAUUUAAACAAAGCACUUAUCCUUAUGUAUUUCCUAUAUUGCUCUUAGAUAUUUACAAGUAAAUGCUGUGCUUCAACAAAAUUUUAUGUUUCUCCUUGUAAAUUUGAAAAAUAUACAGCAGAACGGUUGACACCUUUGAUUUGUUCAGGACAAACGUUAGAACUGUCAUUCAUCCAAAAAGAUAAAUAAAUAAUUGUUUAUUUUAGUUUUUUUUUAUAGUAGACAUGUGCUCACAGAUGUCUACGCUUUAUUUGUUAAUUCAAAUCCUAUUCAUGCCCAAAGAAGCCUGCACAAUGUAUCUUUAUGAAUUUACUAAGUGGUUUAUUGUUACUUAUUAGUUACAGUUGAUAUUGAUGAACUGACAAGUUCAUGCUACUGCCCCACUAGGCUUUUGUGACAGCCUCCAUUCUGAUAAAGUGAAUAUGGAUAUAUUGAUUUAGUGGUUACUUCUGCAUUCUGGUGGUGAUGCUGUGUGCCACUGAUGUGGCUGUGAGUGUAAGCCUCAAGGAAAACACUGGAAAGCACACUGUAGUGUUAAAGUAUUCUUGCAAAGAUCACCAUACUCACACCAUACUACUAGUGCAGUGACUUUCAAUGUGAUACACCUUUUUAUAGUAUUACUGAUGACAUAUUCUGAAUAUUUUUGUCAGACUGGCUUGAUGAGCGAAUGGAAUGAUAGCUAAAUUUUACUAAAGGAAGUAUAGAGAGUAAAUACUUUGGGUACUGUAUGUGAUAAUGGAAAUUCUAAGGAUAAUUGUCAUCAAAUGACAAGGCUAAGUCUUUGACUAAUUAAGACUAUGAAUGGAAAUUUGCAGUGGAAUAUUAAAGUGUGUCUGGAAAGCAAACCUAUGUUUUUGCAAGUAUUUGGGGAAUUAUUAAUUCUGCUGUUGUCUGUGUUUUGUUUUGUUUUUCUUUUGAUAUUUGUAGAGAUUUAAAUAGGAACUUGGAGUGGGGUUGUCCACUGCAGAGUAAGAUUGUACUGUGAAAUUUGAAAUGGAAUGAGAUUUGAAACUGAUCUGACCUUAAAAAAGUACUUCCAAAGUUGAAUAACAGUGACUUUAUUUGCACUUGAGCUUAAGUUUAAUGGAAACACGAUGCUUUUUAAAGGAGAUUUAACCAAAUAUUUGCUUAUGUACUUGUGCUGUAGUUUCUAAGAUACAGACUGGGCUGGCUUACCCCUAACUAAAGCACUAGUUGUUAAAAUGCUUCCAACUUAAUAUUUGAGCUCAGUCUGUGUCUAAGAGCCUGGUUCUGUAAUCUCAAAUUCCUAAGACUGAAGGUUUGUUUCAAAUCAGGAUACAAAUUUUUGUAGUAGUCAAAAUCACAAGGUACAACUCAAAAACAAGUUUUGUAAAUUUUAUCAAGUUUAUGAGAGUCUGUUAAUCCAUACUGAAUAUAAACUUCUGACUUUUUAUGGUGUGGGGCAAUUUAGCUUUGCUGGCAGAGGGAGAACAUGAAUAAAGCUUUUGAUGACCA
This is a messenger RNA of Ictalurus furcatus (blue catfish), 2682 nucleotides long. RefSeq names its product mannose-6-phosphate receptor (cation dependent) (gene m6pr). Gene Ontology annotation, cellular component: Golgi apparatus; endosome; trans-Golgi network. NCBI's taxonomy places the organism in Eukaryota, Metazoa, Chordata, Actinopteri, Siluriformes, Ictaluridae. The record is from RefSeq and is a predicted model, not a curated record. Gene Ontology annotation, molecular function: protein domain specific binding. Gene Ontology annotation, biological process: protein targeting to lysosome. The transcript has 7 exons. Bases 325 to 1131 code for a protein of 268 amino acids.